Phytophthora infestans T30-4 is the source of this 1840-nucleotide messenger RNA. RefSeq lists its product as uncharacterized. The record is from RefSeq and is a predicted model, not a curated record. The transcript is spliced from 2 exons. Lineage: Eukaryota; Oomycota; Peronosporomycetes; Peronosporales; Peronosporaceae. The coding region runs from base 55 to 1587 and encodes 510 amino acids.
ACUGCCUCCAACAAGUCACUCCAGCUCAAGCAAGCUACUCCAAUUACGACCAAGAUGAUGAUCAGCAAGACGAUCUAUGCAUUGUGUGCGGCAGCUGUGGCGUUCUCUGGUGGUACAGUGGAUGCGACGACGGAGGUGGCGGAGACGUUUGGCUGGCUAUUGCCGAAGAGCCACAACACUGACGGUGGCUACGGAGGUGCUAGUGUCGGCACAAACGGAUAUGAAGGCGCGUCCGCGGGGAUAAGUGGAUAUGGCGGACUGUCUUUUCUAAAGGCACUUGGCGGUCUCAAGGCUGGUGCUGGUGGCUACGGCGCUACGGGCGUGGAUCUCAACGCAAAUGCUGGUCUCGGUGCACUUGGUUACGGCAAUGCCAACGCCGGCACCGGUCUCGAUGCUCGUGCCGGCAUCAACGCGAACGCAGGCCUCAAGGCGAAUGCUGGACUUCAGGCUGGUGCUGGUCUCAAUACCGGAGCGGGUCUUGACGCCAAUGCAGGUUUGAAAGCGAACGCCGGACUCAACGCUGGUGCUGGACUUAAUGCUGGUGCCGGUCUCAACGUUGGUGCUGGCCUCAGCGCUGGUGUGGGUCUUAACGCCAAUGCAGGAUUGAAAGCGAACGCCGGACUCAACGCUGGUGCCGGACUCAACGCUGGUGCCGGACUCAAUGCUGGUGCCGGUCUCAAGGUUGGUGCAGGUCUCAAUGCUGGUGCCGGUCUCAAUGCUGGUGCCGGUCUCAACGUUGGUGCUGGUCUCAAUACCGCAAAUGCCGGACUCAACGCUGGUGCCGGUCUCAAGGUUGGUGCCGGACUAAACGUUGGUGCUAGCCUCACCGCCGGUACGGGUCUUAACGCCAAUGCAGGAUUGAAAGCGAACGCCGGACUCAGCGCUGGUGCCGGACUCAACGCUGGUGCCGGACUCAACGCUGGUGCCGGCCUCAAUCCUGGUGCCGGUCUCAACGUUGGUGCUGGCCUCAGCGCUGGUGUGGGUCUUAACGCCAAUGCAGGAUUGAAAGCGAACGCCGGACUCAACGCUGGUGCCGGACUCAACGCUGGUGCCGGACUCAACGCUGGUGCCGGCCUCAAUGCUGGUGCCGGUCUCAAGGUUGGUGCAGGUCUCAAUGCUGGUGCCGGUCUCAACGUUGGUGCUGGUCUCAAUACCGGUGCGAGGUUUAACGCCAAUGCAGGAUUGAAAGCGAGCGCCGGACACAACGCUGGUGCCGGCCUCAAUGCUGGUGCCGGUCUCAAGGUUGGUGCUGGUCUCAAUGCUGGUGCCGGUCUCAACGUUGGUGCUGGCCUCAACGCCGGUGCGGGUCUUAACGCCAAUGCAGGAUUGAAAGCAAAUGACGGACUCAACGCUGGUCCCAGCCUCAACGCUAAUGCCGGCCUCAGUGCUGGUGCCGGUCUCAACGCUGGUGCUAGUUUGAAUACUGGUGCCGGCACAAGUGUGAAGAAGGGCACCAACACGGACAGCUACUCGAAGGGAACGAGUGCCAUCUCUUCGUUAGCCCCAGAGAAGACAGCUAACCAAGCUUCUCAGAUGGCUACUCAGACGUCCACGAAGCCCAGCACUUACCGCCACCUGCGCGCGUAAACUAGGAAUGAUGGUCAUCCUUUCCAAGUCAGAAGAACGCCAUCCAUUACACUCGUCCGAUGUGUCGAGACAUUUACCGCUCCGUGCGAUACCAGUCCAAUGAAUGCUUUGUAGUAGUCGUCAUUUACGACUUUGAAUGCUUUGUGAGUUCAUGACGCCUUUUGUACGAUCAUUGUUCUUGUCACUAAAUACCAGGUUUUGUAGUAGUCGUCAUUUACGAUUUUAAAUGCUAUGUGAGUUCAUUACACCUUUA